This is a messenger RNA of Ziziphus jujuba (common jujube), 551 nucleotides long. RefSeq lists its product as uncharacterized. NCBI's taxonomy places the organism in Eukaryota, Viridiplantae, Streptophyta, Magnoliopsida, Rosales, Rhamnaceae. The record is from RefSeq and is a predicted model, not a curated record. The transcript has a single exon. The coding region runs from base 154 to 366 and encodes 70 amino acids.
AGAACUUUCACACCCAUUAUAGACUUUUGCUUGCUCUCUAGCUUCGCUGUAGUCUAAUCUUCAAUAAAAGCUUCAGACUUUCAGUGACUUUUUUUUUUUUUUUUUUGGUCCUUCCAGGAAAGUAAGUAAGAAAGGAAAAAAGGGUUUUGCACAAUGGCAGAUUGGGGACCAGUAAUCAUAGCAGUGUUGCUAUUUGUGCUGCUGAGUCCAGGGCUUUUGGUUCAGAUACCUGCAGGGAAAGGAAAGAUUGUGGAGUUUGGGAAUAUGCAGACAAGUGGCGCUUCCAUAUUUGUCCAUGCCAUAAUCUAUUUUUGCCUCAUCACCAUCUUCCUCAUAGUCAUUGGAGUUCAUGUCUACACUGGUUGAACUCUCUAUCUCUCUCUGUUUUUUUUCAUUUUGUUGUUUGUCAUUUUUCAAACUGCUAUUGUUGUUGUUGUUGUUGUUUUUCCUUGAUGGUAUUUUUUUUUUUUUUUCUUUUAGUGAGGUACUUGUAAAAGUAAAAUUCAUGCUUGGUUUAAUGGAUUGGAAUGGAUGAGUAUUUGUGCUUUUAA